Molecule: messenger RNA, 4320 nt
Organism: Gadus macrocephalus (Pacific cod)
Lineage: Eukaryota; Metazoa; Chordata; Actinopteri; Gadiformes; Gadidae
Product: sodium- and chloride-dependent GABA transporter 2-like
Exons: 16
Coding region: 184-1971 (595 amino acids)
Biological process (GO): sodium ion transmembrane transport
Cellular component (GO): membrane
Source: RefSeq, a predicted model, not a curated record
GCCCCUCAUCACACGCGCACCGAAUGCUCUCCCGCUUGCUCAUUGCACUUGUAACAACUUGUUGCCAUCCAGUCUCCACAUGGGUCCGACCGUGGAGAGAGCCCUGGUUUAAAAGACAUCUGAAAGGGGACGAGUCCACUGGGAGACCCGCACAGCGAUCGUUCGGCAACGAGGAGCAUCAGAAUGUUGAUGGACCCACACUACGACCCGAAGUCCCAGCAGGACGGGAAAACAGAGAUCCCUGUGCUCAAAACCUUCACCAGGGGCCAGUGGUCCAACAAGCUUGAAUUCCUGCUGGCCGUGGCCGGGCAGAUCAUAGGGCUGGGAAACGUGUGGCGGUUCCCCUACCUGUGCUAUAAAAAUGGAGGAGGGGUGUUCUUCAUACCAUAUGUGGUAUUUUUGUUUGCGUGUGGGAUCCCACUGUUUCUGUUGGAGACAACCCUAGGCCAGUACACUGCCCAGGGCAGUAUCACCUGUUGGAGGAAGAUAUGCCCUCUGUUUGAAGGAAUAGGUUACGGAAGUCAGGUGGUGGUCUUAUACUCCAGCACGUACUACAUCAUCAUCCUGGCCUGGGCUUUCUUCUACCUGUUCUCCUCCUUCAGCUCUGAGCUUCCCUGGGCGUCCUGCAGCAACACCUGGAACACCGCUACCUGUUUGCCAUUUAAUAAUGGGGAUAGCCACAUGAACUGGAGUACAGCAGAAAAUGCCUCAUCACCGGUCAAGGAAUUCUGGGAGAGGAGAGUAUUGAACGUAACCGGGAGUCCCAACGAGAUGGGCAGCAUACGAUGGGAGCUGGCCCUGUGUCUUCUCCUGUCGUGGAUCGUAUGCUACUUCUGCAUCUGGAAAGGUGUGAAGUCAACCGGAAAGGUGGUGUACUUCACGGCCACCUUCCCCUACCUGAUGCUGGUGGUGCUGCUGGUCCGGGGGCUGACGCUGCCAGGGGCCAUCGUCGGGAUCAAGUUCUACCUCUACCCGGACCCGUCCCGCCUCUCCGACCCCAUGGUGUGGAUGGACGCAGGUACUCAAAUAUUCUAUUCAUACGCCAUCUGUAUCGGAUGUCUAACUGCACUGGGAAGCUACAAUAAGUACAACAACAACUGUUACAAGGACUGUGUUUAUCUCUGCCUUCUGAACAGUGCCACCAGCUUCAUCGCGGGCUUUGCCAUCUUUUCUGUUCUUGGUUUCAUGGCCUAUGAGCAGAACAUAGACAUAUCCAAAGUAGCAGAGUCAGGUCCUGGCCUGGCCUUCAUAGCGUACCCCCGUGCGGUGGCCAUGAUGCCCUUUCCUCAGCUGUGGGCCAUCCUCUUCUUCCUCAUGAUCAUCUUACUCGGACUGGACAGUCAGUUCGUAGGCCUGGAGGCUCUGACCACCGCCAUCUCCGACAUGUAUCCUGAGUUCUUCCACAUGGGCCAUCGCCGCAAAAUCCUCCUUCUCAUCAUCUGCCUGGGAUGCUUCUUUGUGGGCCUGCUGAUGGUGACAGAGGGCGGAUUGUACAUCUUCCAGUUGUUUGAUUACUACGCCUGCAGUGGGAUGACGCUGCUUCUGUUUGCCAUUCUGCAGUCUAUGUGCAUUGGCUGGGUGUUUGGCGCGGACCGUUUUUAUGACAUCAUAGAGGACAUGAUCGGAUACAGACCAUUUCCCCUUAUCAAGUACUGUUUGAAAUAUGUGACUCCAGUUAUCUGCAUUGCAACGUUUGUGUUCUCCUUGGUGAAGUACACUCCCCUGAAGUUUAACAACACGUUAGACUAUCCAUGGUGGGGCAUUCUUCUUGGCUGGUGGUUCACUCUGUCCUCCACCCUAAUAGUGCCCCUUUGGAUGAUUUUCAAGGUUGCAAUCACACCCGGCACACUAAGAAAAAGGAUCUCUAAGCUGUGCACCCCAUCAGAUGACCUGCAGUUGACACGACAAGCUAAAGCAAUGGAGAAUGUGGAAUCGAAAUACCAUUUAACAGAACUCUCAUGCUGUGUCUGAAAUCGCGCACUUCUAUACCUACACUUACUUUUUUGAGUGCACUUUGCACAAAAACGGAGAGUGUGCCAAAACGCAGUGCACUGGAAGCAGGUGGCGCACUCAAAAACGAUCUUGUCUACUUAGCAGAGGGGGCAGGAAUUUCAAAUCUACAAUGUUUUAGGCUGUAUCCGACCAGUGUUUUUAUGGUGUUAAUUCUGUAAUCAGAUGGUAUCAAGAACGAUAACGUGAAUACUGCUAGAUCGCUAAUACAGGCAACUAACGGAAAUGAUCAUGCAGAAAAAAGAAAUACCACAGAAGAAGAACCGUCAAACUGCAAACUCAUUUCAGUCGUUUUAGAGCCAAAGGUAACAAUUAUUUUAACACGUGAUUAGCAUUAGCGUAAUUACAAUGUGCCUUAACGAUCAUAUUAACCAGUAACCAUGCUACUGGGAAUAAUGUGCAAAGGAAUCAAUUAGCCAGUUCAUAGACAUUACAGCGAUGCAUGAUGAGGAAGGCUGAGAAUUCCUUUCUCUCACUCUGCUGUGUUUUGUUGUGACCAAAGAGAACUAUUUAGGCUCGAGGGCCACAUUGCGUUUUUUAAACCAAGUCAAGUGCCAAGACAUAGUAGUGUAUGCAUGUGAAAAGAUGUGAACCCUAUGAAAGUCAAACAUACUGGGGAAAAGAUGUUAGAGGAGAUGAAGAUGUAUAUUUUGGAGAUGGGGGGGUUGAUAAAAUGCUAGCAUACUGUAUAUAUAUGUUUGGAUAAACAGGUAUAUUUGAUAUAGUUAAAUAUUUGUAUCUUGAUAUAUCCUGGCCCUCUCCCACUCUGCCAUAGAGAAGGGGGAUGUCUCCUGUUUCUCUUCUUCUUGCUCACAUCUGUGAUGUUUCACCGGGGACUAUUUACUGCCUCACAGCUCAGAGAACACAAGAGAUCAGAAAUCGUACUUUGGUGGUAAGAGGGACCAAGGCUGACCAGAAGCUACCCCAUAAUACUCAGCUCUGACACUGGGAGAAUUUCUUCUCUACUCUUAGGAGUACUAUCAUUAUCUUGCCUUUUAUGCUUUAUGAAUGAGAUAAGCGUAGAAAAAUACUAAGACUCUUUCAGUCUAGAACAGGUGUUUUCAUAGCGCAUUUCACCCUAAUGGUGACUGAUGGCUGUGCCAUUUCUUACAUAUACACUCUAAUAAUAGUUCUUAAUUUUACUUACAGCGACUUUAAUGUAUGAGAAUACCAGAUAUAUAUAAACUGUAUGUGCAGAGAUAGAUCUUAAGAUUCUGUAUUAUACAUUUUAACGGCUACUUAAAACGGUUCCCUGGGGUCUUCAAAAGACAUUUGUGAAGUCUAUAUAUGCAAUAUGAUAAAGCCAGCUUUUGUAGUCUCAUUUCCUGCACUAAAAAAACUGGCAGUUUUUGAAGGGGGGGGGGGGUUAUGCUAACGAGCACAUUUAACGAGUAGUAGUUUACUGUAAAUCUGACCACCGCUCCUUAACCAGCAGUAAGGUCCCAUGACAUUAAACGUGAUCAUUCGUUUGGCAAAAAAGAAACAUUAAUUUUACUCCCAUCAUGGUCAAAUUUUUAUGGAUCUAGCUAGAGAAUAAAUCAGUUGAACCAACGCCAAUCAGGAGCUUUGAUAUAGUCACGUAGGCAAAGUUUCUCAACACAUAGACCUCUUAAUGCAUCCAUAGUGGUAAAUUACAUUUAUUAACAGAUUAUUACAACAAAACUUCAGAAUGAGACUCAAGAAAUUCAAGAUUUCAGAUUUUCCUCUACUAAAGUCAUGAUCGACAUGAGAAACAAGUGGAAGGGCCAAGAAUGAGGCCUUUCCAUAAUACGCCCCCUUGAACAAAGCUUCUGGGUCAUUUCAAGCGAAUCAGGGUGAUUGACGAGCAAGAUGGUUUCCCUGAAUCAUUCAGCGAAACCAUCUUGCUCGUCAAUCACGGCGUACAGAGAAGAUGCUUAUUUGUGCUGCUUAAUUUCAACUCUUUUCGACCUUUAAAUAUUACCUACAGAAGAUGAAAUGUGAACGUGCUUAAUUAUAAAAAUAUAUAUUGUGAUAAUGACACUCCUUGAUGAACUACGGGGCAACCAGCAGAUAAACAUAUCUUAUCUUACUAAGUAGGAACCUUGAGUCUCCAGGACAAUGCAAACAUGUUGCACAGCUCUGGUGCCUUAAUAUUCAGUUCUAAUAUCAAGUCAUGGGUGUAUGAAAAUAUAGAUAUUGUUCAUAUAAGAGUUGAACAGUAGUUUGUAUAAAAAUACUGUAUGUGUUUCUCUUAAUGAUGUUUAUGAUUAUUUUUAUCAUGGUUGUACUUCUUAUAGAUGUCAAACUCUUUUUUCACAGCAAUAAAGGUACUAAUGAUUUUUGAAAUAA